AUCAACGCGCACCCAGCCGACAAAUAUGCUCUACUUCCUGGUCUGAGUAAAAAUUAUUACAGGUAACUGGCUUACACAACAACAGGUACUGUGCAUUUCAAGUGUGUGCAACUCACGAGCCCAGGGGACAGGAUCUGGUAGAUCACAAGUACAGCGAUGGCUAGCGAACACGUGCUCACCUUCACACAGAGAGGGGAAUGCUACACAUUGCGAGACUUCUUUGAAGACCAUCAGCGCAACUUACCAAAGCUCAUCAUGGUCACACAGGGCUAUUAUGGAGGUGUCGAUAUUGAGACUUUCUGUGCAGGGCAGAUCAUACGAGUUCAUACCUACACCAAACAAAAACGAAUAAUUGCUAAGGACGCGAACAAUCGAGACAUCAGCAUACCCAUCGACUACCCGCUCAAGUUCAAAUUAAUCGAGACUUCACAAAAAGCUACGUUCCACGGGUUAAAACUGAAAUCAGGCAAAGGUAGUAAAGAACUAGCCCUAAAGGAGAUAAUGUCAGAGGCGCAGCUCCCCCUGCAGGUAGAACUCGCCCUGCCCCCAGGCUACACGUUUGAUGUGGGCAGCAGACAGGAGCGGUCCAGUUCGUUUGGGGUGAUCACUCUGACUGGCGAAUACGACGAGACGUAUCUUCUAGCCAACAGUAUUCACUCCGGCUAUCUGGAUCCAAACAUCGCUCUGAUUCCCUUGUACCUUAAGGAUGUCUUGGUGUCCACAGUGGACGGGAUCGAGAAGAAAACGCCAGAUCAGUUUUCACGAUUCGUCGAAGGUCUAGACUUCGCUGCAAAGAAUUUCACAUAUGAUUUGAAUGUGGGAAACCAAGAUAUUGCAAUAUAUUCACCCCUGUCCGUGAAAAGUAACAAUGAGUACGACUACAUUGCCCCUGUGGAACUCUUUAAAGUAUCCAAGAAACACAAACCACGGGAAGAUCACGUAUACCACGAUCUUGGUGACAGUAGCACGGGGUUGGUGUCUGAUGUUAAAGGUGUAAUAUCAGAGCUGAAAACUACCCUGUCUCGCCCCAAAAGACCCGCCCCUGUACCCGCCCCCAAACCGACUGUUCCAAAACGUGAUCCUGUUUUACGGAGAAACUCGGAAACGUCCGCAACUAUUGAUGAGAACCACAAAUACGUCAACGACAUUGGCCGUGCAGUCGUUCAGCCCUUUGAGGUGCACAAGAAAACGGAGGAAGUGUCUGUGGAAGAAAAACCCAUAGAAAAAUUAACAAUACAGGAGUUGGGGCAGAAGUUAAAGGCCCUGAAGCUGGAUAAGUAUGUGAAAGCAUUCAGCAACGAGGGGAUCGAUGGUUCUUUGCUUGUGGAGUUCAAUGAAGACAUCCUGAAAGAUAACUUUAAGUUAUCGGCAAUCGAGUCUAUAAAACUGAUGAAGUUUGCUCGCACUGGACACAUACCGCACUAAGUGGGAAAAGUGGAGUGGCUUUUAUUACCCGUAUGGGCUCAAAUAUACGGGGUAAUAUUUUUUCGAUCUCUGCACAGUGUGCAGAUUGCUUCUACAGACACUGAUUGGCUGGCUUUAAAAAGACAAGAUUUGAUUGGCAAUUACAUACUGCCGGGA
Messenger RNA from Gigantopelta aegis, 1581 nucleotides. RefSeq lists its product as uncharacterized. The record is from RefSeq and is a predicted model, not a curated record. The transcript is spliced from 7 exons. Lineage: Eukaryota; Metazoa; Mollusca; Gastropoda; Neomphalida; Peltospiridae. Gene Ontology annotation, molecular function: protein binding. Bases 157 to 1425 code for a protein of 422 amino acids.